ACAGUCACCAUCAUCAGCUGAUGCAUCGCUUAGUCUCUGAUGUUAUUUUUUACUUCAGACAAACACGGAUUGGGGCUCAUUGAAACAUAUACAUAAUUGAUUAGAGUAUAGGUUGCCAUGGCUUCGACAAAGCAUGAUAAGAAGCCGGAGCCUGGAGACCUCAUUGAAAUCUUCCGAGGCACAUAUCAGCACUGGGCUAUUUAUGUUGGCGACGGUUUUGUGAUUCACCUGGCACCACCCUCUGAGCAUGCUCAAGCUGGGGCCUACAGUAUGAUGUCAGUACUAUGUGACAAAGCCACAGUGAAGAAAGAAGAACUGUAUGAAGUAGUUGGCAAUGAUAAAUACCGCAUCAACAACCUUCUGGAUGACAAAUACGAGCCACGUGCCGUUUGUGUUAUUCUACAGGAAGCAGAACGUUAUUUGAAUCAAGAACUUCCAUAUUGUGUCUUUAGAGGGAACUGCGAGCACUUUGUUACAGAGUUGAGAUACGGAAAGGCACAUUCCCGCCAGGUUCGUAAAAUGGUGGAGAUUGGUGUUGGAGUUGGACUCUUUACAGCGGUUACCUUUGGAGUUCUUGCUGCUGCUUCAGCCUUUUUGGGUUCAAAUGACAAAGAAAAGCAGAAAAAGUAAGGACUGAGAAAUGCAAAAGUGCAAUUGUGGAACCCUUUGACAUUUCAAGUCAGUUAAAGUCUAUUGCAUUUGAUGUAAAUAAUUAAAACAUUUAAUGUAGUAAUUUGGCAGGCUUAGUUUUGUGAGCACAACUUGAAAUAUUCACAAGCCAAACAUGAGACAACUAAACAAAAUUCCACCUGUUCUGUUAGAGAACAAUAGUGUAUUUCCCAACUUAUAAAUCUAAAAUGAUUAUUUUUUUCUACGGGCUUCCAAAUGACACUUCCAGCACUCUAGCUGAAUAUUUAAAACAGCAAGCUAACUGUUUGAAAAAAUCCUAAAACAAACUGCCACAUUUAUAUUUUUGUGCCAUUAAAUAUUACACUAUA
This is a messenger RNA of Pimephales promelas (fathead minnow), 998 nucleotides long. It is a transcript of the gene rarres3l, whose product is annotated as retinoic acid receptor responder 3-like. Gene Ontology annotation, biological process: N-acylphosphatidylethanolamine metabolic process. The record is from RefSeq and is a predicted model, not a curated record. Lineage: Eukaryota; Metazoa; Chordata; Actinopteri; Cypriniformes; Leuciscidae. Gene Ontology annotation, cellular component: cytoplasm. Gene Ontology annotation, molecular function: A2-type glycerophospholipase activity; glycerophospholipid phospholipase A1 activity.